Molecule: messenger RNA, 2999 nt
Organism: Paramecium pentaurelia
Lineage: Eukaryota; Ciliophora; Oligohymenophorea; Peniculida; Parameciidae
Source: the annotation of a GenBank genome assembly
AUGUCUGGACAACCUCCUUUCAAGUAAAGAAGCAUUCUAAUAUUUAGUUUUCUUAAUAUGCCCAAUUUAAACAUGUUGAAUCCCCAAAAUACUUAAAUAUCUUAAGCGUAUGAGAAAGCAAUUAAAGAUGCUGUGAACAGUGUGCAUUUAUAAAAAUUAGGAAAAAAACAACUAUAAUAAAUUGCAAAAGAACUGAAUAUACAUGAAAAAAAAAAAAAAGAAGAAAUUAUUGCCUCAAUUCCAAAACAGCUUCUUCAUUAUUUGACAUAAGCAGAUCCUUCUAGACCAGUAGAAUAACUUCUUCAACACCAACCAAACCUCAAAAACAAUGAAAAAAUAAUGGCCAUCUUAUAGAAAUUUUAAGGAAGCAUAAUAAAUAGAACAUCAUAAUUCUAACAAUAACAAUAAAUGCAGCGUGCCAUUCCAUAAAUCCUUUAAAAUCCCUACAUGAAUUAUGUAUUGAAUCUAUUUAAAUUUUAAGAUGGUACUUCCAUAAGCAUAAUAAGCAUAAUAAUAAAUGUUAACAUAAUACCCUCCAUUAAUGAAUAUUAAUCUCUAUCAAUAACAUUUAAGAUAAAACACUCCACAGCAAUUUUAUUAUCAAUAUAACAGUAUGUAUUUAAUAUUAUUUAGAUUAAUGGAAUGAUCCCCUUCCUCAGACAGAAAUCUAAUAACUCCUAAUGUGUCCAUGUAAGUAAGAAAAUUCUUAUUAUUCUAAGAAUCAAUCCUGCCAAAAGAAUCACUAAUGAGGAAGUUAAAUGCAUUAAUUGUGAUAAUAAAUUACAUAUUUCUUGUUUGAAAUUGUAACACAAUGAUGUCAAGAUGUUUGAAUGUCCUGUUUGUAUACUUAGUAAAAUAGAUCCACUCAAUCAAAUUAUUAAAGUUCUUACCAAACCAACAUUGAUGAAUGCUUCUUAAAGUACACUCAAUUUCAUGCUUACAGCAGAAGAAUACCAGUAAAAUUUUUAUCUAUAUAAACUUAGUCAAUUAUAAGAUCGCUCAUUUUAAUACUAGAUCGAAUUGAGAUCUAUAAGAUUAGAUGCUAAAUAUAUGAAUGAAAUUACUUGGCCUGAUUUCUGUGAGAUCUCAAUUAAUCAACAACGUGUUGCUGAAUUUAAACCACUCAAAUCAAAUAGUAGUCUUAAAAAGAGAAAAGAUGAAAUUCAAAUUAUUCCUUUAUAACAAAAUAAUUUAGCUCUCUCCAUCAAAUCAGGCUACAAUCAAAUCAUUAUCAAAGAAGUCUAAAAUUGUUAAGAACCCAAAAUGUAAUUUAAAUUAUGUGAAGAGUAUAAUCUUAUUUUCUAUUAUCUUAGUGGUGUUUACGCAUAAGCUAUAUACUUAACCAAGAAGAGACCUCAUUAGGAAUUGGUUAAUUAAAUAAAAUAAAAUAAAGAGUGUCUCAAAACUAAAGAAGAAUGUUUAUAACUUAUUUAAAAAGCAUGUAUAUCUGAAAAAACUGAUAAUGAUGUUCAAAUUGAUAAAAUCACAAUCAAAGUAUCUUUGAAGUGUUAAUUUGACUAUUAAAUGAUAUAAGUAAUAGUGUUUCAAAUUAUUAGACACCUGCUAGAGGAAGGUUUUGUACUCAUGUAUAAUGUUUCUCUCUUGAAAAUACUAUUACUAUUAAUGCAGGUACAUCAAGAAAAUGGAAAUGUCCAGUUUGCAAGAAAAAAAUAUUUGAUAUUGCGAUUGAUUCAUAUUAAUUGCAAUUGCUUGAAUAAUAUAGAAAUAAUAAAGAAAAUGUCAAGGAAGUAGUUUUUGAUUAAAAUGUAAUUUAAUAAUUUAUAUUUUAGGGUGAAAUAGUAUAAGAAAUAAAGGAAGAAUUGGAAGGAUAAGAAGAAUCAGAAGAAGAAUAAGUCAGUCUUAAUAAAUAGAAUCAAUUAGAAGAAUUAUAAAAGUAAACUCUUUAGUAAUUACCUGAUCCAGCAUUUCUUUCCAGACUCAUGUUAUUUAAUCCUGCAGCUACUUUUAUGUAAAUACAAUUGUGUAAAAAAUAAAUUGAUUAAAUUAAUGUCUUGUAAUAACAACAAUAACUAUCAUAACAAUAGAUGUAGUAAAAAAAUGAAAAUGUCAAUACUUCUUAAAAUAAAGCAUAAUUAAAAUAAUUGGUUGAGUCCAAUUUAUCAAAUAUUGAAGGAAAAUAAAAUUCAUUGCAAUCUCAAUUAUCUUAAUAGACUAUUACAAAACCUAAGUUUAUUAAAUUUAAAAAGUUUGAAUCUUGGUUGGAUGAUGUAUCGUAAUAAGAGAUUGCAUAAAAGAAUUAAGAAAAAUAGAUAAAUAAUUAAUUAAAUGAAGAAUAAAAUUUAGAAUAAAAGUAGCCAUAAGAAGAAUAAUAAUAAUAAUAAUAAUAAUAAUAAUAAUAAUAAUAAUAAUAAUAAAUUAUACCUUAAAAUAAUGAUAAACCAAUUUAAAAGUCUAAUAGAUUAAAAGAAAGAAUGGUUAGAGUUAUCAAAAAAUAAUUUUCUGAAUUUAUUAGAAAAAAUUUUGCUAAUAAUAUGAAUACAACUAAUGAAAAUAACCCUAAAAAUCCUUAAUUAACAUAAUAAUAAUAUAAUUAAAGUGCUAAUAAGAAAUAUAUCUAUAAACUUUCUGAAGAGAAACCUAAAAUUAAUACUAGUACUCAAUUCACUAAAAUGUUGGCUGAUCAAAUUAUAAUGUAAAAUCCUGGUUAAAAUGAAAAGCAACAUGAAGAUUUAAAAACAUUUGGAGAAGAGUAAUUAAAAUAAUUAUAAGCUUUUCUUCCACAAGGAUUUCCUGCUUCUUAAAAUUUAUUUUAACAAUAACUAAUAAAUUAAAAAUAAUAAGAUUCUAGUGUUUUAAUUUAAAAAGCAUUAAGUAAUCAAAAUCCACCAAUUAUAAAUUAAUAACAACAAUUAUAAUAAUAAGUUCAAUAAUAAAAAGUGAAAGAAAAACCAUUUCAAAAAAUAAAAUCUCCUCAACCUAGUAGUAGUAAUGAGGGUAAAAAUGGAAAAGAUAUGGAAAAUCCAAUUUGUAUAGAUUGA